Molecule: messenger RNA, 1619 nt
Organism: Liolophura sinensis
Lineage: Eukaryota; Metazoa; Mollusca; Polyplacophora; Chitonida; Chitonidae
Product: phosphoserine aminotransferase-like
Exons: 10
Coding region: 5-1222 (405 amino acids)
Biological process (GO): L-serine biosynthetic process
Cellular component (GO): cytoplasm
Molecular function (GO): pyridoxal phosphate binding; O-phospho-L-serine:2-oxoglutarate transaminase activity
Source: RefSeq, a predicted model, not a curated record
CUUGAUGUGUUCUCGGAAGACAGAUGCUGAGUCGACUAAUCGUGUAAUUUUUCGGCGUUAUCUUCACAAAUUUCUCACAACACAACUGUCCGCGAUGACGACAAAUGGCUAUUGCAACAACGGCUCAGGUGUGAUCAAUUUCUCUCCUGGCCCGGCAAAACUUCCUAAAGAUGUGUUGUUACAGGCCCAGAAUGAGCUGCUGCACUUUGAAGAGACAGGGAUUAGUGUCAUGGAGAUGAGUCAUCGAUCACCAGAAUUCCUCAAGAUCAUCACAAGAGCAGAAUCCAGUGUGCGAUCAUUGUUAGAUGUUCCAGAGAACUAUCACAUAAUCUUCGUCCAGGGAGGAGGCACAGGACAGUUUUCUGCUGCGCCCUUAAACCUGAUGAACCUUAAAUCCCAUCAAAAGGCCGACUAUUUUGUGACGGGAACGUGGUCUGCUAAGGCAGCCAAGGAGGCGGAAAAAUACGGCACAGUGAAUCUUGUCCUCCCCAAGACACAGACCUACUCAGGAUUGUGUGACGAGUCGGAAUGGAAGCUGGACCCAGAGGCCUCUUAUGUCUAUUACUGCGCUAAUGAAACAGUGCAUGGAGUUGAGUUUCCAUUUGUCCCGGACACCAAAGGAAUUCCAAUAGUGUGUGACAUGUCUUCAAAUAUGCUGUCCCGUCCAGUUGACGUGUCCAAGUUUGGAGUCAUCAUUGCUGGUGCACAGAAGAACAUUGGUUGUGCUGGAGCAACAGUUGUGAUUGUCAGGGAUGACCUGAUAGGACAUGCCAUGAAAACCUGCCCGUCCAUCCUGGAUUAUAAAGUACAGACUGGAAACAAAUCAUUGUAUAACACUCCACCUACAUACAGUAUAUACAUCAUGAGCUUAGUUUUUGACUGGAUUGCCAAGCAUGGAGGUGUAAAGGCCAUGUACGAGCACUCCCUGAAGAAAUCGCGCGCUCUUUAUGAAGUCAUUGACAAGUCCAACGGAUUUUACUGUUCUCCAGUCGACCCACAGUAUCGCAGCCGCAUGAAUAUCCCGUUCCGGAUUGGUGGAAUUGGAGGAGAUGAGGCUCUAGAGGAUAAGUUCAUAGAGGAGGCCAAGAAGCUAAAGAUGAUCUCAUUGAAAGGGCACAGAACGGUAGGAGGUAUUCGGGUGUCGCUCUACAACGCUGUGACAUAUGACGAGACUCUGACAUUGGUAGAGUUCAUGAAGGAGUUCCAAAGCAGCCAUCAGUAACCAUGGUUACGAAGGAGAUCAAUACUAACUGAUAUCAGCCAUGCUUACAAAGGGAGACAACCAGUGACUAUCAAUAACCAUGACAAUCAUCAAUGAACAUCAGUGUACACCCGACAUCCGAUGCUGCCAUCAGUAACAAAGGCAGUGUUCGUCAGCAACUGUGGCUACUCAUGCCAUCCAGCAGAAACGGAUGUUCCACGGAUAUAUAUACAUCAUCAUAUUAGUGCAUUCGUCAUUUGCUUCUAAAUGAGAAGAAAAAUUGUCAACGCGAUCUAUAUACCGAAACUUUAAAUUUCUUUCCUUCUUUGUCUUUGUGUACAUCUUUCCUGGGUAUAAACUGUGUCAAAAGUCUGUGUGAUUUAGAAGAAAAGUUGGGAUAAAUAGUAUAGAGAAUACU